CGAUACACGUGAGUCUGUUAUCAACCAACCAGCCAGAGAGCCAGAGAGCACUCCACUCGAUCCAAACCCAGCAGAACCACACCGAGCCGAGCCAAACCACCGCACACAGAGGCGUGAACGAUGACCUGGUAGCGCAUCUUUACGCACCAGAUCAUCAACCCAUCCCUUAUAAAGCCACAUUCUGCCUCUUUUCGGUUAAAUCUCUCUGGGAGACCAUGGAGACUGCAGCUCACAGGACCGAUAUUUUCAUCUCCCAGCUGCUCCUCUUCAGCCAAAUAGUUGUGGCAGCGGAGCCGCUGGUCCGAGGCCUGAGGAAACUCCCCGAAGAUAUCGGCUGGUCGUACACAGGUGCCCUGAACCAGCGCAGCUGGGGUAAGAAGUACCCGUCCUGUAACAGCGCCAGGCAGUCUCCUGUGGACAUCGACGAGACGUUUACUCAAGUCAGGCUGCAGUACCAGAAUCUACAGCUAGAGGGCUGGGACAAACCCACGGCAGAGUCCAGCACCAUCCACAACGACGGGAAGACCGUGUCCAUCCGUGUGGAAGGGGAGUUCUUAGUGAGCGGAGGAGGGCUGACCUCCAGGUUCCGUGUCGGUACCAUCUCCUUCCACUGGGGGCGCUGCAACGCAACAUCAGAAGGGUCUGAACACAGCCUGAAUGGGAUGAAAUACCCUCUGGAGAUGCAGAUACACUGUUACGAUGCAGAUGACUACCAGAGUCUGGACGAUGCUAUCAGGGAAGGAGGGAGGAUCGCUGCUUUGGCCGUGCUCUUUGAGAUCAGCUUGGAAGACAACGAGAACUUCAGUCCUGUUAUAGAGGCCGUCAACACCGUCAGCAGGUUUGGUAAGAGCGGCUCGCUGGAAGCUUUCACCUUACGCUCCCUGAUGCCAAAUAACACAGAUAAAUAUUACAUCUACAACGGCUCACUAACUGCACCUCCCUGCUCUGAAUCAGUGGAAUGGGUCGUCUUUAAACACACCGUGGCCAUUUCAGAAACACAGCUGGAGGUGUUUUGUGAGGUGAUGACCAUGGAGCAGGCUGGAUAUGUGAUACUGACAGAUUACCUGCAGAACAACUACAGGGAGCAGCAGCAGCAGUUCAUGGGUCAGGUGUUCGCCUCGUACACCGGAGUGGAGGACGUGCUCACACCCACCUGCAGCUCGGAGCCAGAGAACGUUCAGGCCGACGCCCAGAACGACACGACCAUCGUGGUGACGUGGGAGCGCCCCCGCGCGGUUUACGACACGACCAUCGACUGGUACACCGUCACCUACCAGAGGAUGCAGGGCCGAGACCAGAGCAAGCAGGAGUACAGGACGGACGGGGACCAGGACGUGGGCGCCAUCAUCCCCAGCCUGCUGGCCAACAGCAGCUACGUGGUUCAGGUGGUCGCUGUUUGCACCAACGGACUCCGAGGACGAUGGAGUGACCAGAUUAUAGUGGACAUGCCGUUAGAAGACCCUGAAAGUGAUUCAGACCCCGACGCCGCCACAAAGGAAGUGGAAGGCAACAGGGAGGUCUCAUCUAGAGCCAAAUCAGAGAAGCCAGAGAACCAGAAUCAGCUGGAUCUGUCUCCAGAGGACCACAGCCCCGUGGAGGAGAUCCCAGUGGAGCAGACCAGAGUUUACCAGAACCUCCCGGUCCAGAUCAGCGCCCGCCCGACCCCAAAGCCUUCCUCCGAGUCCGCUGUUCUGCAGAAAACCCGACUCAACCAGAACGUGAAAAAGAAACCGAGCCGGAACAGGUCUAGUCCCGACGACAUGGAUCAGAACUGGAUCUACGAGGACAGCGAUCCAACACACGGGCCGCACAUUAACGCGGGUUUUGACGGCAACGGUGCAAUAUGGAUAACUGAGGUGACUGAGCAGCCGGGCUUCCUGUUUCCAGCUGCUAGGGCGACCACACCGCCGACGGUUCGCCGACAAAUCACAGAAGAGGGCUCGUUGUCGGUGUUGCCACAUCAGUCAGGGGAUCAUGGUCCAGCAGAUCAAGCCGGAGAAAGCGGCCUCCCCUCUCCGCAGUCGGACCUCUACACCCCUCCUGUGGAGGACAUCCAAGUCACAGAUAUCUUCUAUGAAGACACAGUCAACAACUCUCCUCUAGAAUCCACCACCUCUGCAGAAACUGUGUCUGCUGCUGCUGCUGUGUUGCCAGGUGAUAAAGUGGACAAAGCCUCCCCGCCGUCCUCUGAAGACGGCGGCGUCCCCGUGAGCAGACCUCUACCGGAGACCAUCGCCUCGGUUUCCUCCACCCCGUCGCCCCUCUGGAUCACGGCGAGGGAGGCGACCGCCAGCAACACGCUGGCUGAGUCGGUCUACAAAUCCUUCACCACCUCCUCUCUUCUCAGGGUGCUGAUGCACACAACCCAGCCCAUGUUUAACGCAGAUACACCCACGUUCAAGGUUGAGGACUCAACAAGCUCUCGUAGCACUUCUAGUGGAGUGAUCGUCAACCCUGCAAAUCCCUCGGCCUCUGUCCCAGAAGGGGGAUCUGCCGAAGGAGAUUCAUUCACGCCUCAAUCACUCAGCCCUUUUAAUGAACUCGUCGGCAGUCCUUCUCCUGCCCUCCCUGAAGAUAACGGGAGCGGCAUCAUCUUUCAUCGUCGCGACAACUCCUUCGAGGAGCUCUCUAUUGUCCGUCUACAAAUGGAUUCAAAGCAGAUUUCUACCACUUUGGAUCUCUUAAUCACUGAGGAGGACCCCCUUUCUCUGCUGCCCGAUCAUAACUUGAGUACCAUCAACAUAUCAAAAAUAAACACGGUUGAAAUAGAUAAAACAAAUUAUCCUAAUCAAACUGACGGUAGGAUUCAAGACGGCGUGAUCGUCAAUGACGAGGAAGCCGGGACGAACUCCUCAUCUAUCACGCCGUUCUUUGAUCCUAAAGGUUUGACGUCGUCCCUUCCUUAUGAUUCAGAGGAAUCCUGGCCAGCGGAGGGAAGCGGAUCAGGUUCUGGCCUUUAUAGCAACAAGCUCAAUCAGGAAUUUGAUGGAGUCACCACAGUCAAGACUGACCUUUCUACUUCAGCUAUCAGCUUCAAGGUGGAUGAUACUGAGAAGAAGAGUAUAGAGGAUAGUGAAACAGGAAGUGAAACAAGUAGCGAGAAAGAAAUGGAGGAGAAUGAAAGUGAGCUAAGUGGUGAGGAAGAAGAAAAGGUAGAAGGGGUAAAGAUAAUAUACACUGAGACCGGCAGUGGGAGUGAAAUUGAGAGAGUUUUCAGCUGGCCUGAGGACGUCAGUGGCUCUGGAGACGGUGGUGGAGAGGGAAAAGAAAAGAAAGUCAGCGAUGAUGAAGAAGGUGUCAGAGUCGUAGGUGAAAAGCAAAGUGGUGACAAAGGUGAUGGAAGUGAAGACAGCGAUGGAGAAGUUGUACCUGGAGGAGCAGCACUGUUUGACAAUAGUGAAGAAAAUGAUGAUGGUGGUGGACAAGAUGAAGAGGGUCGAAACACCGCCGGGGCUAACUCUACGCCGGAGGACAACAAAGAGGGAGACGGUGAUGGAGAAAUAAAUGGAGGUCUGGAGAACGAGGAGCAGAUGGAAGGAGGUGGUAACAGUGAGGAUGGUAAUGCAGCUGUAAUUGGAGAGAGUUUCUCAAGUGAGGAUGGGUUUUUGUUGUUUGAUGCUGCAACGAGCCGCCCACUGGGGCAUCUGGUCCCUCUGCUCAGACUGACAGAUGGCAACGAGGCCCUGGAGGACCAAACGGAAGAGGGCAGCAACAGCAGCCACGAGUCUCGGGUGGGACUGGUCGGAGGCGUAGAGAGGGAGAAGAGGACCGUCGUUCCUCUGGCUGUCGUCUCCACUCUCACCAUCCUCUGUCUGCUGGUACUGGUGGGCAUCCUCGUCUACUGGAGAAACUGUUUCCAGGCGGCUAAUUUCUACCCAGAUGACACGGCGUCGCCUAAAGUCAUAUCAGCUCCGUCUACACCCCUGCUGCUGGCCACAGACGGUCACGAGCCGCUGACAGUGAAGCAGUUUGUGAAGCAUGUCAUGGAGCUGCACACCACCAACACUUUCUCCAAGGAGUUUGAGAUUGUCAAAGAAUCCUACGAGGAGGUGCAGGCGUGCACGGUGGACAUGGGCAUCACCACAGACAGCUCUAAUCACCCCGACAACAAAAGCAAGAACAGAUACAUAAACAUACUGGCCUAUGACCACAGUAGAGUCAAACUCUCCAGCAGUUUGGACAGAGAUGGGAGAUGUGGAGACUACAUCAACGCUAACUUUGUAGACGGUUAUGAGCGGACGAGGGCGUAUGUCGCUGCUCAGGGGCCUCUCAGAGCGGGCAGGGAGGACUUCUGGAGGAUGAUCUGGCAGCAGAACGUCGGCGUCAUCGUCAUGAUCACCAACCUCAAGGAGAAAGGACGGACUAAAUGUGACCAGUACUGGCCGGAGGAGAACCAGGAAGAGUACGGCCCCUACCAGGUGACCCUGAAAAGCAGAAAGACCCUCGCGUACUACACACUGCGCACGUUCACUGUCAGAGACAGUACAAAUAAGGCUUCUCAGAGGAGAGUUGAACACACCGUCCUCCAUUACCACUACACCCAGUGGCCGGACAUGGGCGUCCCAGAAUACACUCUGCCUGUCCUGUCCUUCAUCAGAGCGUCUUCCCGAGCACGGACGCAGGAGAUGGGACCCGUACUGGUACACUGCAGUGCCGGCGUAGGAAGGACAGGAACCUACAUAGUGAUCGACAGCAUGCUGCAGCAGAUCCAGGAUCAGGGCACGGUGAACGUUCUUGGUUUCCUAAAGCACGUCCGGACGCAGAGGAACUUCCUGGUUCAGACGGAGGAGCAGUACGUCUUCAUCCACGACACUCUGGUGGAGGCCAUCUUGAGCCGCGGCACCUCGGUGACCUCUGACCUCCUCCACAAUUAUGUGUCUGACCUCCUGACCCCUGGAGUGUCAGGCAGGACGCGCAUGGACAAACAGUUCAAGUUGAUCAGUCAGCGUCAGGCGAAGCACGCCGACUACAGCACCGCCCUGAGAGACGGCAACGCUGAGAGGAACAGAGCCAGAGCUCUGAUGCCCGUGGAAAGAUCAAGAGUGUGUCUGACCGCUUCAGAGACAAACGCCACAGGGUACAUCAACGCCUCCUACGUCAUGGGACAUCACCACAGUAAGGAGUUCAUAGUGAGCCAGACUCCUCUGAGCAGCACGGUGGCAGAUUUCUGGAGGCUGAUCUGGGAGCACAACACACACACUGUUGUCCGCCUGCCAGACACACACUGUCAGAGUGAAGACGUUUACUGGCCGAGUAAAGACCAGCCAAUGAGCUUCGAGGGUUUCACUGUGUCAUACUUGGGGGAGGAGCACGUGUGUCUGUCGAAUGACGAGAGACUUCUGGUGCAGGACUUCACAGUGGACUCUCCACAGAAUGUGUUGGAGGUGCGUCAGUACAGCGCCGCCUGCUGGCCCAACCCAGACAGUCCCAUCAGGAACAGUUUUGAUCUGGUCAGCGCAGUCAGAGAGCACAGCAGACAAUCAGGCAGACCCACGAUCAUACAUGAUCCGUUGGGAGGUGCUACAUCGGGGCUGUUCUGUGCCCUCACUGCCCUGUCCAGCCAGCUAGAGGAGGAGGGAGCGGUAGACGUUUACCAGGUGGCACGGAUGACCAACCUCAUGAGGCCUGGGGUUUUUAAUGAUGUAGAGCAGUACCAGUAUCUGUACCGAGCCGUGCUGAGUCUGGUGAGCAGCCAGGAAGACCAGAGAGCCCUGCAGAGUCCAGAAACCAACGGAUCCGUAACGAUGGGACGGACUAACAUCGCCGAGAGCCUGGAGUCACUCAUGUAGACACACACACAUAACACACAGAAAAUGCAUCAUACAAGCACACAUUCACACAGCGGUAUAGACCGGUGAUGUGGUGACGGAGGUUUGGCCUGACAUGAGAUGGGAGGAUGAUCAUUCUGUGUCUGUGGUUCAUACUGUAGCUGAGUCCGCUGAGCGUGUGGCAGGUCUAGACAGGUCAUUAAAGUGAUAACCUUUACUUAUCGUACUGUUAGUGUUCACAUGCGCCGCAGACUGAGCUACAGAAUCUACACAGACACACGGAGCUCAUUACUGAUGUUUACCCUCACGUCAGAUAAAGUGACCAACUGGCCGUUAUGUGACUCAUCCUUUUAAAAGAGAAAAGGUACCACUUUCUAAUAAUUCACAGUCUAUAAAGGAUUUAAAUUGUAACUACAUUCUUGAUGGCUUAUUCGAAAGUGAAUGAUGAGCAUUUAUUAAUGAAUUAUCAAGAUUUGUAACUGCAUUUUUACUGAGUAGAAAGGACAAAACACCAGCCCCAACCCAGUAACCGAUUUAUUUAUACAUUCAUAUUUAUACAGUUACAAUUCAGACAUCCAUUAUAGCAUGUCCAUUAUUAGAAAGUGGUACCAAAAACAGCUUUUACUGCCUUUUCAACAAGAACCAACAAACUUUUCCAGCUGUUGCUGGUCAGCAUGAAGCUGCCGAGCUCCGACACGUUUAAUUAAAAACUAAAUGAAUUUGGAAUAAAGCACA
Messenger RNA from Sebastes umbrosus (honeycomb rockfish), 6503 nucleotides. RefSeq names its product protein tyrosine phosphatase receptor type Z1b (gene ptprz1b). Bases 216 to 5789 code for a protein of 1857 amino acids. The transcript has 33 exons. Gene Ontology annotation, biological process: peptidyl-tyrosine dephosphorylation. Gene Ontology annotation, molecular function: protein binding; protein tyrosine phosphatase activity. The record is from RefSeq and is a predicted model, not a curated record. NCBI's taxonomy places the organism in Eukaryota, Metazoa, Chordata, Actinopteri, Perciformes, Sebastidae.